Molecule: messenger RNA, 2455 nt
Organism: Serinus canaria (Common canary)
Lineage: Eukaryota; Metazoa; Chordata; Aves; Passeriformes; Fringillidae
Gene: AAMP
Product: angio associated migratory cell protein
Exons: 2
Coding region: 1180-2256 (358 amino acids)
Biological process (GO): neutrophil chemotaxis; immune response; G protein-coupled receptor signaling pathway
Cellular component (GO): cytosol; membrane
Molecular function (GO): C-X-C chemokine receptor activity; protein binding
Source: RefSeq, a predicted model, not a curated record
GGGGUGGGGGGCGGGUGGUCCCAUAAGUGCGGUGGGACUCGGGUGCAGGGCUGCUCUGGGGGGUAUUCGUGGUAUGGACAUCCCCGCCAGCCGGGGUGAGAUGUGGUGUGCCUGCGGUUUGGAAGUCCCCAGGAGUGUGAGGUUUCCCCCACUCCCCGUUAAUUGAAUACUCACAGUGUUGGAGGUCCCCGAAACAGUGGAGUGCCCUUAGGAUUGUAGGGAUGCUCUAGGAACUAGCAGGUGUGCCACAGUGUAUGGGGGUCUGUGUGAGAAUUGGUGCCCCAGGGAUAAGGGGGUGCUUACAGAGGAAAAUGGUAUCUUGCAAAAUGGAUAAGUCCAGAGCUACAGACCCCCAAAAAUGUGAGGUGACACAGGGAGUGAGGGUAUUCUAGGGGGGCUGUAAUGGUGCCCUGGAGCUGGCGGUUGCCCAAAACUGGGCAGAUGUUCCCACAGAGAAUAGGAGUGUCCUUGAGUCUGUGGGGAUACUCAAGGGAUAUGAUGGUGGCACUUACCAUGUGCCCCAAAAACGUGGGGUACCCCUACGACUGACGAGUAUGGAAAGCCGUGAGGAUGGGGGUGCUCACAGGGUUUGUGAGUGCCUCAGAGUAAUGGGGGUGCAUGGGGAACGGCUUUGUGUGCAGUUCUCCCCUAAAAGCAAUAGGGGAUCUCCUCAUCCACAGAGGGCCUGGGGACAAAUUGGAGACCCCCAGCUGGAGACCUCUGGGGUGCAUCAUCGCAGGCAUGACAAUGAACCCCUGGGUGCACCCCCAGUGCAGCGUGGCCUGGGCCAUCCUGGGACAGGAGGGUGACAGAGGGCUGCGGGCUCCCCUCGGACUGGGAGAGGCAUCUGGGGGGACCACGGAAGGGUCUCUUUGGCUGCCACUUCCGCUUCAUUCUGGGAGAAGAUUUUGCAACAUUUCCUCCCCGGGCAGUAUAAAGUGGGCGGUGGAGGAAAGGCGUACUGGGAGGUGGCACAGCAGCAGGCGCAGGUGAGGGAUCCUCCAGCUGGAAAGACCCCUGGGUCUGGUGCUGCCCUGCAUCCCACCAGGCUUUGUAUGGAGCCCUUUGGGGGUGACAUCUGGAUUUAAACCCAUACCUGUGUGCUUCCCAGUGAGAAACAACUUGGGAGCAGGAGAAGACUGCACAUUUGAGGGGACAGCGACAGCAGCAAGCAGCAAAAUGGAAUCCUUGUCCUACAGUGGGGAUUUCUCCAACAUUUUCUACCUUUACAACUACACCUAUGACUACAGCACAGCCAUGCCUGACACUGCUAUCCUAUCCUCUCCGUGCCGGCCUGAAAGCUCUGUCCUCAACAAGUACCUGGUGGUGGUGAUCUACUGCCUCGUCUUCAUCCUCAGUGUGGUGGGGAAUGGGCUGGUGGUUCUGGUGGUGACCUCCAUCCACACCAGCCGCUCCGUCACCGAUGUCUACCUGCUCAACCUGGCCGUGGCAGACCUGCUCUUCGCUUUGACCCUGCCGCUUUGGGCUGCCUACCGAGCCCACGAGUGGGUCUUUGGCACUGUGAUGUGCAAAGCCAUCUCCGUGCUGCAGGAAGCCAACUUCUACAGUGGCAUCCUUCUGCUGGCCUGCAUUAGUGUGGACCGCUACCUGGCCAUUGUCUAUGCCACACGGGCUGCCACUGAGAAGAGGCACUGGGUGAAGUUUGUCUGCUUGGGCAUCUGGGUCUUCUCCACGCUGCUCUCCCUGCCUGUGCUGCUCUUCCGUGAGGCUUUCCACUCACCCAACAACGGCACCGUGUGCUAUGAGCGCAUCAGUGGCGAGGACACGGCCAAGUGGCGGGUGGUGCUGCGGAUCCUGCCGCAGACGUUCGGCUUCGUCUUGCCCCUCCUGGUGAUGCUCUUCUGCUACGGUGUCACCAUCCACACCCUCCUGCAGACCAAGAAUGCUCAGAAGCAGCGGGCCAUGAAGGUCAUCUUCGCUGUGGUGCUGGUCUUCCUCAUCUGCUGGCUGCCCUACAACAUCACACUGGUGAGCGACACCCUCAUGAGGACGCGGGCCAUUGCCGAGACCUGUGAGAGGAGGAACCGCAUCGACACAGCCCUCUCUGUCACGCAGGUCCUGGGCUUUGCCCACAGCUGCAUCAACCCUAUCAUCUACGCCUUCAUUGGUCAAAAGUUUCGCAACAGCUUCCUCAAGAUCCUGGCGCAGCGUGGGCUGAUCAGCAAGGAUGCUGUUGCCCGCUACGGCCGUGCCUCCUAUGCCUCCACUUCUGGCAAUACAUCCACCACCCUCUGAGCUCUUCUAGGACCCAGCCCUUGUUGGUACCAGCAGGUCCCAGCAGCCCACACAACUCAGCAUCUGCAUCCAGCCCCCUGGAAUGUGGGUGGUGAUGCCAUGGGGGUGGGAAGGGCCACCACUGGAUGCUGGACCCCUACUGGAAGGGGGCUUGGGUGGAGAGGGGGUAGGACCCCAUUGCCAGGGGAGUUAUGUCAAG